AUGUGCAACCUUGACGAUACCUACUACUCCAUCUGCACUCACUUCGGGCCACGGAUCGUCACCAGUCACUGUGCACGGGGCCUGACUCACAAUGGCUGUGCCACAACUGGGUGCUGGGACAGCGAUGUCACCGGUAUCUCACGAAUCACCUCCCUAUGUCCGAGCUGCAAGAUCAGGACGCGGAGCGAAUCCAGUCACUCCAGGCAUCUUCAGUCGGAGAGUGGACAGAUCGACAACGAUGACAUCGGAGUAAGAAGCGAGGCUAGCAAAGGGCAUGGCAAAGACAGAGGGAUCUGGUUGAGGAGGCUUGGCACGAUUCGGGAUCGCGCAGAAGACAGCUGGGUCCGGUGGCUUACAAUGCAUUUUGCGAAGUGA
Pseudogymnoascus destructans is the source of this 375-nucleotide messenger RNA. RefSeq lists its product as uncharacterized. The record is from RefSeq and is a predicted model, not a curated record. Bases 1 to 375 code for a protein of 124 amino acids. The transcript has 2 exons. NCBI's taxonomy places the organism in Eukaryota, Fungi, Ascomycota, Leotiomycetes, Thelebolales, Thelebolaceae.